Molecule: messenger RNA, 3136 nt
Organism: Sturnus vulgaris (Common starling)
Lineage: Eukaryota; Metazoa; Chordata; Aves; Passeriformes; Sturnidae
Gene: THAP9
Product: THAP domain containing 9
Source: RefSeq, a predicted model, not a curated record
AUGACGCGGAGCUGCUCCGCGCUGGGCUGCACCGCGCGCGACACCGGGCGGAGCCGCGAGCGCGGCAUCUCCUUCCACCAGUUCCCAGUGGACGCCGCGCAGCGCCGCGAGUGGAUCCGCGCCGUGAACCGCGUGGACCCGCGGAGCCGCCGGGCGUGGCGGCCCGGCCCCGGCGCCAUCCUCUGCUCCCGACACUUUUCCGAAGGGGACUUCGAGCGCUACGGGCUGCGGCGGAAGCUGCGGCGGGGGGCCGUGCCCUCCCGCUUCCUCCCCUCGGAGCCGCCGGGCGCCGGCCGCAGGAGGAGCAAGACCCCCGGGCGGGCGCUGAAGCAGCCGCUGCCCAGCCCUCCCGCCGGGGACCACAACUACAGCCUGCAGGAACAGCGGGCGGCCGAGCCGCGGCCCCCGCCGGCCGCCCCGCCGCACCAGCAGCAGCCGCCGGCCGCCGGGAGAUGCGGCCCCGCGCACCGCCGCAGGACCGUGCGCAGCAUCCUCAGGGAGCUGGCGGAGAAGCGGCAGCUCUCUGAGGAAAUCGUGAGUUUGCUGCAGGCGCAGUUUUCAGAUUUGCCUCGAGAGUUGGACAGCUGGAAGCAGAUGGCAGACUACUCACCAGAAAUGAGGCAAUUUGCUUGUCUUCUCCACCUCUACCAUAUUAAGGCCUAUGACUACCUACGGAAGAUUGUUCCCCUCCCUCAUCCUUACAGCCUGACAAACUGGCUGUCUAACAGGGAGGCUGCUGCAGGCUUCAGCAGUGACGUUUUUCUCCGGCUUCAGGAAAAGGUGGAGAGAGGGGAUCAGGCCUACCGCUACUGCGCCCUGCUGGUGCAGGACAUGUCCCUGCAGAAGCAGCAGGAGUGGGACCCACAGACCAAGCAGCUGACGGGCUUUGUUGAUUUGGGAGCAGGCAUCCUUGAUGCUGAUGAAGCUCCGCUGGCGUCGGAAGCGAUAAUCCUCAUGGCAGUUGGCAUAUCCAGCUCUUGGACAGCUCCCCUUGGCUAUUUCUUGGUGAACAGCACAUCCGGCCAGUUCCUUGCCCAGCUCCUUCGUCAGGCCAUCAAUAAGCUGAACAACAUUGGAAUCGUGGUCCUGGCUGUGACAUCGGGUGCCUCUGCUCGUGGUGCUGAGACUGCCAGAGCUUUGGGGAUCAGGAUAGAUCCCAAAAGGAUUCAAUGCACUUUCCAGCAUCCACCCGGUUCUGCUCACAGCAUUGCAUACUUCUUUGACGUUUGCCACACCCUCCUGCUGAUAAGGAAUGCUCUGCAGUGCUUCCAGAAGGUAGAGUGGCUCGGUGACACCGUGUGGUGGCAGCAUGUGGUGGAGCUGGCAGCUUUGCAGGAGCAGAGCGUGUUGGAGCUGUGCAGUGCCGAGUCAGGCAGGGCUGGCAGUAAAGGGAGUUUCCACCUGAAGGUCAAUUUUGCUACCCUGCUGUUCAGCGAGGGUGUUGCUGAGGCACUGGAGCACCUCCAGAAGCUGGGCCUGGCCUCGUUUCAGAACUGCAGCGGGACUGUCAAGUUUGUGCGUCUGAUGAGCUCUCUGUGCGAUGUGUUUUAUGGCAGAGGUCCCUAUGGAAAGGAGCCUUUGCUAGCUGGAAAUUACACCAAAAUAAGCAACCUCUUCGAUGAGGCCAAGAGCUGCUUUAUCAACUUAACAGACUCUGUGGGGAGAUACAUUAUUAAGAGCAAACGCAAACUGGGAUUUCUGAGCUUCUUGCUCAAUGCUGAAAGUCUCAAGUGGCUUUUCUCCAACUACACAUGUCCAGAAGCCACUCCUUCCCACCACCUCCACACACAUGCCUUCAGCCUGGACCCUCUCGAGCAGUUUCUCAGGGCCCUCCAGCAAGCCUGUGGCAGCAGUGGCAGCCCCACCUGCACUGUGUUCCAGGCUGCUUACCACAAACUGCUGGCCAGCUGCAGCCUGGCACCUGGCUCACCACACAGCAGUGGCAAUGCCAGCCCCCAGGACGUAUCUCUGUCUCAGAGGAGAGCUCUGACUCUGGGCAGCAUUCGUGCUCAGUAUCACCCAGCUCCUGGGAGGACUCUGGCCCCAGAGUACCCCUACAGUGCAGGCCUGCUUCUGCCCAGCUGUGCCUUGAGCAAUGCACUGACAGAUCUGUCUCUGUACACACAGAGCCUCACCUGCACUGCUGGCUGGGUGGCUGAGCAGCUAGCCUUGGACUUGCAAUGUGAGGCUUGUCUUGCCUCUCUGUUUGAGGCAGAUGAGAGCAGGCCAAGAUGCAGGUCAGUGCUGUACAUAAAGAAGUUAGGUGGCGUAAGUCUGCCCUCAGCCAGUGUGCACCACAUAACAAGCAUUUCAGAACAAGCCCUAAACCGAUACGGCAGAAUAGGAGGUGCCAACAAAAAUACUCAGCUGUGGCAUGUGCCUCUAGAACAAAAGGUCUUCCAGGAGCUUUUGGGAGAAAGCCCCCUCUUUCCCACCCUCACAAACCAUUUAUUUGAGGGGGAGCUGAGCAUCAACAACCACUACACAGUCUUAGUAAAGGAAAUAACACGGUGUUACUUAAACAUAAGAACAAACCCCGCCCAACACCUGAAUUUGAAAUAUCCUUGCAGAAAACACAAGUUGAAGAGACUGAAGGGAGAGCAUUUGUUUCCAUCACCACUGGGUAGCUGUCAGUCAAACUAAACCUACACAUGGUCUAACUGAGUACUCUGUGGUUCCAAGGAUGGCUGUUCCUUGCUUAUGCUCAGUGCUGGACAGAUCUGGGCAACACAGAUGAGGAAAUAAUGCUGGCAAAACUAGUGUUGAUAAGCAGUGAUGUUUUGGGCCACUGCAAACCCCCUAACCAGAGUUUAACUGAGCAAAGCAAGGAAGUUGGUCUGACCCCCUGUUCCUUCUAGCAAUCCUGCAAAGCAGCCACGUAGUGGCAGAUGAGGAUGAGCAGCAGUUGCUCAAGGUGCCUGGGGCAGUGGUAGGAGACUGCAGUGUCCCUGGAAAUGCUGGGUGGUUUCAGUGCUGUGAGUGCUCUUGCCAGAAGAAAACUGAUAGUUGAUGGGGUUGCAGGGGAAUCACAUGCACUGGGACUUUGAUUUCAGCAAAACAAUGUGCUUUAUAAAAGCUGGGAGCUAGAAAGCUUGCAGAGCUACAUAAAUAGGAAAAUAAAGAUGUGAAAAGAACA